This is a messenger RNA of Oryzias latipes (Japanese medaka), 5628 nucleotides long. RefSeq names its product MTSS I-BAR domain containing 1. Gene Ontology annotation, biological process: positive regulation of actin filament bundle assembly; plasma membrane organization; adherens junction maintenance. Gene Ontology annotation, cellular component: actin cytoskeleton; cytoplasmic side of plasma membrane. The record is from RefSeq and is a predicted model, not a curated record. Gene Ontology annotation, molecular function: actin binding; phospholipid binding. Lineage: Eukaryota; Metazoa; Chordata; Actinopteri; Beloniformes; Adrianichthyidae.
UCCCUCCGUUGAGGGCGGGACCACACAAACGCACGUUCCCGGCGCGGGAGGCGCGCUCCCGUGUGGCCCCGGAGGCGCGGCUCUGCGCGUAAAGUUUGCUCCGUGCGUGCGCUGAGCUGUCACUUCCCUCUGCGCUCCCGCAGCACCAUGCCGCUCCUCCUGCAGACAUGGGACUCCGCGGCUGUGAGGGGAAACUAGGCGGCCCCGCUGCGCCCCCCGCCCGCCCUCUGCUCCCCACCCGCCGGGGAACGCCACUCUGAGACACCGACUGUCUGAUUUGUUUGUCUCCGUUUUGAAUUCGUCGUGAAGUACGGAGGCUCCCGGAAAGUGACUGCAAUUUCCGAAGAUGGAGACAGUGAUGGAGCGGGAGUGCAGCGCGCUGGGGGGGCUCUUCCAGACCGUCAUUGGAGACAUGAAGGGCAGUUAUCCCAUCUGGGACGAUUUCAUCAGCAAGGCCAGCAAACUGCAAUCGCAACUCAGGACCACAGUCGUCGCGGUCGCCGCCUUUCUGGACGCCUUUCAAAAAGUGGCUGAUCUGGCGACCAACAGCCGCGGAGGAACCAGGGACAUCGGCUCUGCUCUCACCAGGAUGUGCAUGAGGCAUCGCAGCAUCGAGGCCAAACUCCGCCAGUUCUCCAUGGUGUUUCUGGACUGUCUGAUUAACCCUCUGCAGGAGCAGAUGGAGGAGUGGAGGAGAGCGGCCAACGCUCUGGACAAAGAUCACGCCAAAGAGUAUAAAAAAGCCCGUCAAGAGAUCAAAAAAAGAUCUUCAGACACUCUGAAGCUGCAGAAGAAAGCCAAGAAAGCUUCAGCGGAUGUAUUUGGCCGUGGAGACCUGCAGCCUCAGCUGGACAGCGCCAUGCAGGACGUCAGCGACCGCUACCUCCUGCUGGAGGAGACGGAGAAGCAGGCCGUGAGGAAGGCGCUGGUGGAGGAGCGGAGCCGCUUCUGCUGCUUCGUGUCCAUGCUGCGGCCCGUCGUGGAUGAGGAGAUGUCCAUGCUCGGGGAGAUCACGCACCUCCAGACUCUGACGGACGACCUGAAGGCGCUCACCAUGGACCCACACAAGCUGCCCCCCUCCAGUGAACAGGUCAUUGUAGACAUGAAGGGCUCAGAGUGCACCUGGUCCUACCAAACCCCGCCCUCGUCGCCGAGCACCACGGUAUCCAGGAAGUCCAGCAUGUGCAGCAGUCUGAACAGCGUGAACAGCAGCGACUCGCGCUCCAGCGGCUCCCACUGCCACUCCCCCACCUCCCACUUCCGUUACCGCGCCUCCUCCUCCUCCUCCUCGGUGCUGCCCCAGCAGACGCCCGCCCGCCUCUCUUCGGUCUCCUCCCACGACUCUGGCUUCAUCUCGCAGGACGCUUUCCAGUCCAAGUCGCCGUCACCCAUGCCCCCGGACACCCUGCAGUUGCCAAACGGCUUUGACCGUCACGCUGCCCCCCAUCAGCAUGAAGCGGUACUGCAAACUCAGGACUCCCACCUCCACCCUCCAUACUUCACCUACUCCUCCUCCACCCACACCUCCCCCAUCUCCUCGCCCUCCUAUUCGUCCGUUUCUCCCACCUGGCCUCGGACAGGUUUCAGCCAAUCAGGGGAGUUCCCGCCUCUUAGCCCCUCUGGAAUCGGACUGAUCCCGUCAUCCAGAGUCCCGUCCUGGAAGGACUGGGCCAAACCGGGCCCCUACGACCAGCCGAUGGUCAACACGCUGAGACGGAGCAAGGACAGACGAGAGACCGCAGAUCCCAGCAGCCACCAGGGUUCUGACGUCACCACAGCAGGGGAGGAGCCUCAGAGGAACAGAGGCGGAACCACCUGUGUGACAUCCCCAAAGGGGGACAGGGAGGCCCACGAGGAGCUGGCCCGGGUGCUGGCCCGGGGCCUCCAUCUGGACAUCCAGGGGUCCAGCAGGGACUCGCUGCAGGGCUCCAGCGGCUACAGCAGUCAGACCAACACGCCCUGCUGCUCGGAGGACAUCGGCCUCUCACAAGACUGCGAGUAUUACUCUGUCGGCGCGGAUCAGGAACUCGAGCAUCCGCCCCCGUCCUCAGACUGCGAUAAGUCUUCCACCGUCCCCAGGGGGGUCGACGUCGGCCAGUUGUACCGCCGCAUGUUUCAGUCCAAACGUCCUGCCUCCACCGCCGGCCUGCCCGCCAACCCCGCGUCCGUAAUCACCCCAGGGGUCGCCACCAUUCGUCGGACUCCGUCCUCCAAGCCCAACCUGCGGCGCCCCUCUGGGGGCCUCAGUCUGGGCCCCAUUCCCAUUAAGCCCCCCAUGAUCCCGGUCAAGACCCCAACGGUGCCGGAUCACCCCGGUUUCCCCAACAGAGCCGCAUCGGAGGACGGAAAUGCACCCCGAACCCCCCUGAGCCCCCCCACCAGCCCUUUGUCCCCCGCCAGCAGCGGGCAUUUCUACUCCAAGCCCGCCGCCCGGCUGCCCCAGCACCUAGACGAGGGGUCAGACCCUCCAACCCCCCCACCACAGCCAAGCGGCAGGGGGGGUUGCGAGUGGGAGCGCAGGCGCCUCCCGGAGCUCCUGGAGGAGGCGGAAUACGGGGAGGCGGAGGACUAUCUGGUCAUGAUCCGACGAGGCGUCAAGCUGAAAAGGACCACGACCGACGACCGGUCGGCGCCAAGCAUCCACUGACGGGGAGGGGGGCGGAUCCACUCUGUGUCUCCGGAUGAACAGCGUGACACAAAAGGAUCCAAGUCAGGAACUAGAAGUCAGAGAGCGCCAAACGGGGGAGGUUGCAGGGAAGUAGAUGAGUUUUGAAGAGGAUCAUUGGAAUCACCAAAACAAAUGGAUAAGAAAGCUGUAGGGAAGGUCAAGGACUGACUUUAUGACUGACUGAGAGGCGUUGGGGUUUUGUUGUUGCACUGUUUGAAUGCGCACUGAAAAGUCCCAAAGGUUUUACUUUUGAUUUAGCUGGAGAACGACGACGUAAAGAAACCCUUUAAGUUAGAUGUGCGUCUGAGGGUCGACUGCAGGGGGCGACAAAUCCUUUCCUUUGGGCAAAUUCCCCCCCAGAGAACAGGAAACCCUCCUGGACUGUGAGCGAGCUGGAGAGGUCAGAGGUCAGAGGAACAGAGAAGAAGUUCUUAAUAAACAGGAAAGACUUUCCAACGAAAACUGUGUUUUGAAAACGAUCAAACAGGAUCUGUAGGUUUGCAUUUAGACCGGUUUGUACUUCCUCAUUGUCUUUUGUCCACUAUUUCACUUGAGGUGCCAAACGCCUUUUUGCUGAGAAUCAUUUUUGUUUCAUUUUUAUUUUGUGUGUGUGUGUCUGUGUGUAAGAAUAAACACGAGGUAUUUGAGAGAGAAAUGCACUUAAAAAAACGAGUAUUUGUUAAAUGUAGGGUAGCAUUUUCUUUCUUUAUUUUCCGCUGUGACUGUCCGUUACACUAAUCACUAACAUGCAUGUUGUUGCAGUUUUACUUUAGGUCUCACAAAUCCCUUUAGAUCCAUCUUCAGUCGUGGUUUAAACACAUUGUUGGAUCAGAACCAGAACUAAUUAUUGUUUGCUUAAAAAAAGAAAUAUAUUAUUGGAAAACAUUUUAUUUAUUUUGUAAUUUAUUUGAAAGCACCUUGAAAGUUUUUUGUUGUUGUUUUUUAAACAUUAACCAACAGCGCAGCUCGCCACUUGACCUGAUGUCAGCAAACUGCCUCCAUCCACGGCACUAGACGGGGUUACAGUGUGUGUGUGAUGCUGCGUCGAUGGAACAUUGUGGGGUGUUAAACGGAUCCGUCGUGGCGUGCGCUUCUGUCGGUGCUUUGUGUGCCGCCGUGACCACAGUCUGACGCUCUGCGUUUUACUUUGAAGUCACACGGCGAGGAGAGCAAAGUUAAUGUUUAAUCAGUCGCGCACGCUGCAGGGAGUGAUGCAUUCUGGGUCAUCAGCCAAAAUGAAGCGGUGCUUUUCAAAGCAUCUUUUCUGGAUCCUCUUGGGAAAACAGGAUUAGUUUAGUAUUUAUCCCUUGAAUUACUGCCCCCCUCCCCCCAGAUGUUUCCACAUGUUUAUUUUCAGUUGAAAUACCUUCAACGACUAAACGUUUUUAUGGAAAAAUCUUCCACGUCAUCUACAACAACAAUCGGAACCGUCGGGAACUAGACUCCCAUCAAAACAUAUAUAGAUACUAAUGCAAUGCGAUAUUUAUGAGGAUAAUCCUUCACAAUCAACUUUAUUCCUUCACAAAAUCCUUAAAAAGGUUUUUAUUCUCUUAAAAUCUUCUUCGUUUACAAUCUUUGGAACACAGGAAUGAAUUUGAAUUGUUAAAGUAGAGUAUGACGAGUUUAUUUAGUAAAUCAAUUCAAAUUUAAUUCCAAAUCUUAAAAUGGCCUAAACAAAACUUUAAAAAAAAAGGCAAAUUGUUUACUUUUUUACUCCUGGAUUAUUUUUUGGGGAAAAAUUAGUGAUGUUUUCCAAAUAAUAAAUCAAAAGUGAAUUCCUUCAUGAUUUGGUUAGUAAGAAAAUAUUCUUUAGUAUUUAGAUGUGGAAUAUGAUCAUAAUCUGAAAAUAAUUUAAAGUUCUUAUUACGACAAUAGAACAAAUGUUGCCACCUGGUGGUUUCUUGUGGUAUUACACUGAAAAGCAUCAAAUCAAACUGAAUGUUUUUGAAAACAGAAUUAUUUUUAUUUUAAUACUAAAUUAGUCUUUAUGUGACAGAAGAUAGAUAUAAGAUUUAAACAAAAAGAUGUCAUUGUAUUAGCUUAUGUACUAGAAAAUGAUUGAUUUUUUUUCAUAAAUGCCAACAUGUUAAACAUAAAAACACUAACUUAUAGUCUUUCUAUCUCUGUCUCAUUUCAAACGUUGUUAGAACUGGAUCUGGAGCAGCUCUCAUCUUUUCAUCUCACACACUCCAUGUGAGUAGUUUGCGUGUUUUCUGCAGCGUCUGUCGCUGUGAUGGUGCAGUUUUCAUGUUUCGUGCGACUUCAGUUUGACAGCUGGAUGACGACUGAAGGCUUCAGUUUCGCUGGUCGUUUCCUGCUGCAGGUUUACAAAUGUGGCUGAUGCACCGAGUAUAUGAAGCUACAUGUUGGAGCGUCUCAAAGCUCUAGAUAGUUGUGUUUUUGACACCAUGCCGGAUGUUAUACAGUGUAAAAAUAAAAGAAAUCUUAGUUCCUGUUGUUUUGAUUGAGGAUUAUUAGGAAAUCCUGUGUUUUCAAAUAUAUUUAUUCAGGUCACUCCUGACUCUAUUCUGAUAAACGGCUGCAUCUGUUUAUCCAUAAAACAAGAAAGUUGCCAAAUUUCCUGAUUGUUAUUCCUGGUCUGUGUUUCUCUGUUGUUUUCUUUUCACAUAUAUAUUAUGUCACUGAGUUGGACACUGCUACCUUUGUAUUUCUUGUUUCUUCUCCUCAUAGAAAGUGUUUUUAAUGAUCUAAUUCCUCCUUUUUUAAAUGCAGGAAAUUCGACUUUGAGUAGAAAAUAGAAGAAGAAAAAACCCGGUCAUUUCAUUCAUUUAACUAUCCAAAAACAUUGUUAGAAGAAGGCAAAUACUGGACAUCAUUUAAUCAAAGUGUAUCAGUUUGUAGCGAAAUGAUGCUAAACUAAUGCAGACAAACAAAAAUAAACUUCUUAAAAAUAUGUCUGUUUUAGCUAAAUACUUACAAUAAAUGCAAGUUUCUGGUGA